GUGUCGGGUCAGCCAGAGCCAUGGCGACGGUGCGGGAGAAGGCGGCCGCGCUGAACCUGUCUGGCCUGCACAGCCCCGCGCAGAGGCCCCCCGGUUUCAGUGUGGCCCAGAAGCCAUUUGGAGCCACAUAUGUAUGGAGCAGCAUUAUAAACACUCUCCAGACACAAGUGGAAGUCAGAAAGCGAAGGCAUCAUUUCAAACGGCACAAUGACUGCUUUGUUGGGUCGGAAGCUGUAGACGUCAUUUAUUCUCACCUAGUUCAGAACAAGUACUUUGGUGAUGUAGAUAUUCCUCGGGCCAAAGUGGUGCGAGUGUGUCAAGCGCUUAUGGACUAUAAAGUAUUUGAAGCUGUUCCAACCAAAGUCUUUGGAAAAGACAAAAAGCCUGCAUUUGAAGAUAGUAGUUGCAGCCUUUAUAGAUUCACCACAGUACCUAACCAAGACAGUCAAUUAGGCAAAGAGAACAAAGUAUAUUCACCUGGAAGGUAUGCAGAUACAUUAUUUAAGUCAUCUGAUAUCAAAUCGGACAGUUUGGAGGAUCUGUGGGAAAAUCUGAGUUUAAAGCCUGCUAACUUCCCUCAUGUAAAUAUCUCUGCAACCUUGUCUCCACAAGUUAUUAACGAAGUAUGGCAAGAAGAGACAAUUGGGCGAUUAUUACAACUUGUAGAUCUUCCAUUUCUUGACUCCUUACUCAAACAUCAAGAGGUUGUACCUAAAGUUCCUCCACCUAAGAGGCAGUCUGACCUGGUCAACACCAGUAACUAUCUGGAUCGAGGGAUUCUCAAGGCCUAUGGUGACUCUCAGGAGGAUGAGUGGCUGUCUGCAGCAAUUGACUGCUUGGAAUACCUUCCGGACCACAUGGUGGUGGACAUAAGCAGAAAUUUUCCUGAGCAGCCAGACAGAACAGACUUAGUGAAAGAACUUCUGUUUGAUGCCAUUGCCAAAUAUUACAGUAGUAGGGAACCUCUAUUAAAUCACUUAUCUGAUGUUCAUAAUGGAAUCGCAGAACUCCUAGUAAAUGGGAAGACUGAACUAGCAUUAGAAGCGACUCAGCUCUUUCUGAAGCUUCUGGAUUCCCAAAAUAGAGAAGAAUUUAGAAGACUGCUCUAUUUCAUGGCUGUUGCAGCAUGUCCUUCUGAAUUUAAAUUACAGAAAGAAAGUGACAACAGAAUGGUUGUGAAAAGGAUAUUCUCAAGAGCUAUUGUCAACAAUAAAAAUUUAUCCAAAGGCAAAACUGAUCUUCUGGUACUAUUCUUAAUGGAUCACCAAAAAGAUGUUUUCAAGAUUCCUGGAACUCUACAUAAAAUUGUUAGUGUUAAGCUUAUGUCUAUACAGAAGGGAAGAAAUCCAAAUAAAGACACAGGCUAUAUUUAUUGUCAGAGAAUUGAUGAAAGUGACUACUCCAGCAGUACACAGAAGACAACAAAAGAUGAGCUGUUGAAUUUGCUGAAGACUAUUGAUGAGGAUUCAAAACUGUCUGCCAAAGAGAAGAAGAAACUGCUAGGUCAAUUCUAUAAGUGUCAUCCAGACAUCUUUAUUGAGUAUUUUGGAGACUGAGUAUCUAAUGUCUAUAUAUGUUUUGUAUUUUAAAAAAUCUCCUAAAGACUCAAUCAUAUUUGUAAGUUUGAAAAUACUAAAUAUGAAACUGUACUUAAUAAAAGUUUUUUUAUA
Molecule: messenger RNA, 1670 nt
Organism: Castor canadensis (American beaver)
Lineage: Eukaryota; Metazoa; Chordata; Mammalia; Rodentia; Castoridae
Gene: Depdc7
Product: DEP domain containing 7
Biological process (GO): intracellular signal transduction
Source: RefSeq, a predicted model, not a curated record